GCGCGCGCUUGGAUUGGCCGAAGUCUCGCCUUUCGUCCCCGCCUCGCUCUUCGCAGUCUCUCCCGCGUCUCCGCCUGUCACUCUGUCCGCUCGCUCGCCGAACAGGAGAAGCGCUCCCGGCAACGAGGCGAACCCUUGCGCGGCAGCCGACUCCGCACUGCUGCUGCUGCUGCUGCUGCCGCCGCCGCCGCCGCCAACAUGCACCUCUGCAGCGUCGCGUGGCGCCCUUUGGCCCGUCGCCUCACGCAAGGGGCUGCCCCCUUCGUCCGCGGACACGCACCUUUCCGCCAGAUGUCAUCUGGAAGCGUUCCUGGAUCUUCUGGGGAGAACUUCAUUUAUUAUCUGCUCGUUGCUGGUGCUGCUGCUGCAGGAGGUUUUUUAGCCUACAGAACCGUUUCUUCUGACAAAGCCAGGUACAACGAACGUAUCAGUGAAAUUCAGCAAAGAACUGUAGCAGAAUGGAAACCAAAACCGUGGCCUCCUCAGUCCUUAGAAAACGAUGAAACAGAAGCAAACGAAACUACUGCUGCAAGCGAAGAAGUAAAGGAUGCAGUUGAAGAAGAGACUGCAGCAAUAACUACUGGUGAAUCGGAAGUGCAAAAUGAAAAGCACACUGAAUCUGCAGAAGCACAGAGAGAAGAUGAAUCACCUGUUGAAGAGGCAUCCUCUGGUGUGCAAGAAGAGCAAGAUGCUCCUUCUAGCUCAGAGGCAGGCCAAACGCAAGGUUAACAUUACAAAUGGAAAUCUGUAGGCAUUUUACCUUGUAUCACAGGAAGCACUGCUUUGCUCGCGUUAACAUAGUAUUCUAUGCGGAAUAAACUUGUAUUUUAAAACCUUAAUUAAAUUUUAAUAUAAAUGAGAUGUGAUUUCAGCUGCAGUUUCCAAGUUUAAUUCAUACAACUUAUUUUAGGUAGUUUGUUGCAAAAUAUUUCUGGAAGAAGGAGCCCUUAUUUGCCAUUUGUGGUAGAAGGCUCCUGGUUUUGUCCAGAAGGAAUAGCUGAACAUGCCUAGAGAGUGUGUUAUAAAUAGAAUUGAGUGCAGUUCAGUGUGCUCUUUCCCUCCUAAAUGCACAAGCUGUUAGAUGCAUAGAGAGGCAUUUUUGCCCAUUAGAAAUAUAUUUACUAUUACAAAAUCUUGUGUGGUUUUCUUCUGCUGCCAAAUCCAUUGCCUUUCUGAAUAAUUUUUUUUUAA
Molecule: messenger RNA, 1191 nt
Organism: Lacerta agilis (Sand lizard)
Lineage: Eukaryota; Metazoa; Chordata; Lepidosauria; Squamata; Lacertidae
Gene: MGARP
Product: mitochondria localized glutamic acid rich protein
Exons: 4
Coding region: 199-729 (176 amino acids)
Biological process (GO): anterograde axonal transport
Cellular component (GO): mitochondrial outer membrane; mitochondrion
Source: RefSeq, a predicted model, not a curated record